CAGUUUUCACGCAUGGGCCGGAGGAGAGAAAGAUGGCGGCGCCCAGGUUCCCCACACCGCUGCACGGGCACGUGGGCCGCGGGGCCUUUAACGACGUGUACGAGCCUGCGGAGGAUACGUUUCUGCUGCUGGACGCUCUCGAGGCGGCGGUGACGGAGUUCAAGGGAGUGGAAAUAUGCCUUGAAGUAGGUUCAGGGUCUGGAGUGGUAUCUGCAUUCCUAGCCACUAUGAUAGGUCCUCAAGUUUUGUACAUGUGCACUGAUAUCAACCCUAAUGCAGCAGUUUGUACCCUGGAGACAGCACGCUGUAACAAAGUUCAUAUUCAACCCAUAAUUACAGAUUUGGUCAAUGGCUUGCUACCAAGAUUGAAGGAAAAAGUUGAUCUUCUGGUAUUUAAUCCUCCCUAUGUAGUGACUCCACCUGAAGAGGUAGGAAGUCAUGGAAUAGAGGCCGCUUGGGCCGGUGGCAGAAAUGGUCGCGAAGUCAUGGACAGGUUCUUUCCUCUGGCUCCAGAUCUCCUUUCACCAAGAGGGUCAUUCUACUUAGUUACCAUUAAAGAAAACCACCCAGAAGAAAUUUUGAAAACAAUGAAGAUGAAAGGUCUACAGGGGACUGCCGUACUCUGCAGGCAAGCAGGCCAGGAAACCCUUUCGGUCCUCAAGUUCACCAAGUCCUAAUACACAGUGUCUGAUCUCUCUACAGAAGCUGAAUGUAUUCACCAUAUUUUGAAACUGAAGUCAUUUCUUGAUGAACAAGUAAAAAUUGUCAGAAAUUUGUCACAUAGAAAAAGGUGGAAGGAUUAGGCAUUCUCUUUUACCCAGGAAUCAAGCCUACAGAAAUAUUUGCGUAAAUGCUAGUAAAUACAGUGUAUAUAUAGUUUGUAUUUUAUAUAUAUUUUUAUAUUAUAUAUGAAAGAAUAUUCAUUUUAGCAUUACCUAUAAUAGCAAAACAGGGAAAUCUGCCAAAAGGUCCAUCAGUAAAGGGAUUGGUAGAAUAGAUUACAAUAUAUUCAUGAAUAUGAGUCAGAUCUGGAUGUACUGAACCAAAAGGGAUUCAUGAUGUACUUUUGAGUGGAAAAAAAAUAGAAAGUUGUAUAUUUUUGAAAACCAACAGAGAGGGUAGGUUUGUAUGUGUGUAUGAGAAAAUCUUAGAAGAUACCACGUGGGAAUGGAGGAACUUUCAUCUUUUGUGGUAGCAUGUCCACAGUGAUAAUGUAUUACUUAUAUAAUUUUUUUAAGCUUUUAUUUAAAUUUUUUUUUUUUUUACUUUUACUUGUUUAUUGUCUUCAUUGUAUAAUUUAGAAUGCCUUCUGCCUCCAUUCUCCUCCCUGGUCAGAUUUUUCCUACCUUUUUAUCCUUUAUCACAUAUUUGUUUUCUUCUUGCAUAUAUAUAUUGCAAACUGCUGUACAUUUUUUCUCAGAUUAAGAAUUGUAUAUAAACUCAGUAUUCUUAAGGUAGUCACAUUUUGAAAAGCUUAUGUAUGUCUUUCAAGAAAUGUCAAAUUACCUUUGUUAAAUUUAGAAAUCUCUUUUUCUAUAACUUCCACAUCAUGCAUAGGGCCAGAGUGAGAGGAAUCUUGAUUAUAGUUUUGAUGUGGCUACCUGAGAAUCAGAAUCACCUGUGGAAGCUUUUUAAGAUUAUAAACUCUAAACUUCACCAUAAAAAAUCUGUAUUUUUAAAAAUUUACUUCAGCAUUCUUUAAGACAAGCCUGCCAAAAUUGAGAACUAUUGCUUUAAAUAGUAUUGUCAUUUAAUCCUUAGGACAAUCUACAGAAAGAGUGGAAGUAUCCUUCUUCUUUGAUGUUCAGAAAGCUUAAAUAAUUUGUUCAGAGAAGCACAGUAAUAGAGGUAAAGCCAGUAUGGCAGCCUUGAGACACAGCUGUGACUUCAGAAACUUUUUAUCCAUUUGCUUAUGCCACUUUCAGCAGCAAAAAUGCUAAAGUUAGUAUAUACUCGAAUCUGAUAUCUGUAAAUGGAUUCCCUUUCCCAGAAGUAGUGCCCUGUGAAAUCUUAUAAGUAACCUCUCGUAUCCCAGGAAGAAAAUAAAAAGAUAGAAAAAAAGCCUUCUUAGAAUGUUAUUGUGGGUUUUUAGUCAUAAUUUUGGAGAAUGGGGUCUUGAAUAUUUUUCAGAUAAUGUUUGAAACACUUUAAAAUUAGUAUAAAGGACUUCUAUUAUCUUAAGAGACUAAAACCAUAGGAAUACUACAUAAAAGGCAUUGUGUCUGCCCCUCCCUCCCCCACCCCACCCCCCGCAGAGUCACAUGCUGAAGCCCUAAUUCCCAGUACCUCAGAAUGUGAGGUAGUUGGAGGUAGGGCCUUUAAAGAGAGAAGUUAAAAUGAGUUUACUAGGGUGGGCCCUAGUCCACGCUGACUGAUGUCCUUAUCCAGAGAGAUUAGUACAUAUAGAGACACACCAGGGUUGGCCGCACACAGAAGAAAGACCAGGUGAGACAGGAAGUUAUCUGCAAGCCAAAGAGACAGGCCUUGAGAACCUGAACUGGCCAACACCUUGACCUUGGACUUCCAGCCUCCAGAACUGUGAAAAAUUUCUGUUGUUUAAGCCACCCAGCCUGUGGUAUUUUGUCACGGUAGCCCUAACAAACUAACACAGCAGCUAAAGACAGGGAAGUACCUACAUUGUUGUAAAGAAGAGAAAGAAUGCUGGUGUGAAAAGUGGGUGCUGGUGACCAGUAAGGACUGGGGCCCUGAGCCUUCAGGAGGAGAGCUGCAGUUAUAGCUCCGUUGGCAUUAAAAAGAGCUGUUAAAUGUUCUUAAAAAGGGGGCCUGUAACACUACAUCAUUAGCCCAGAGAAAGCAGCAAAAAAAUGAACUUCAUCUGGACCUUGAAUAGAAAGAAAAAUGGUAAUGAUUUGUGGUCUGUGCUACACUCUGUUAGAGGAUUUGUAUUGUCUGUGUGGGGUACCAACAUUAACAAGAAAAUUUUAACAGUAAAGGUAUCCAGACCAUUGAUCACCGCAAAGUUAAAUUACAGUCAGUAAAAAAUAAUAGCUAAUAUUUUUCCAGAAUUGAUUUUUAAAAAAGAAGAUAGAUCCUUCAAGCAUAAACAGACUAAAGGGAAAUCCACACUUAGACAUGUAGUAGCAACACUGUGAAACACCAAAGGCAGAGAUCUUAAAAGGCAGUCAAAAAGAAGGCACAAAUCACUGUCAAGUAGGGUUUGGCAAACUUUUUGUAACGAAAGUAUUAGAACACAGCCAUAUCCAUUCAUUUGGUAUUGCCUAUGGCUGCUUUGGCUUACAGUGGCAGAGUUGAGAAGUUUUGACAGACCACAAAAGCCAUAAGGCCCACAAACCACAAAAUAUUUACUGUCUGGUCCCUUUAAUAUGUUUGCCAACCCCCACUAUAAAGGAAUGAUAAUUGAAUAACAAUAGAAGCUAGAAGCUGGAAGCCAGUGGAAAAACAUCUUCAAAAUGUUGAGAAUAAUGGUUCUUUUGUGUUCCAGAAAAACUGUCUCAAAUGAGGUUUUAAAAAGUAACAUUUAUAUGUAAAAACAAGGACUUUUACCAAUAAAAGAUCUACAAUAAAA
Pteropus alecto (black flying fox) is the source of this 3547-nucleotide messenger RNA. RefSeq names its product N-6 adenine-specific DNA methyltransferase 1 (gene HEMK2). The record is from RefSeq and is a predicted model, not a curated record. Lineage: Eukaryota; Metazoa; Chordata; Mammalia; Chiroptera; Pteropodidae. The transcript has 6 exons. Gene Ontology annotation, biological process: methylation. Gene Ontology annotation, cellular component: eRF1 methyltransferase complex. The coding region runs from base 33 to 677 and encodes 214 amino acids. Gene Ontology annotation, molecular function: S-adenosylmethionine-dependent methyltransferase activity; nucleic acid binding; protein methyltransferase activity.